AUGGCCGACACCGAAAUUGAACAAAAACCACAUGCGCCCGUCGCUAUUAGCACUAUCCCAGAAAAUCCGACUGUAGGAGAAGUAGAAAGCGAAGCUGCAAGUAAAAAAUUAAAAGAUGCAAAGAAAGCAAAAGUUUCAUCAGACAAACCAAAGAAAAAUUUGGUACAAGGAUUUACUAAUUUUUUUUAUAAUCCACGUAUGAAAACUGUCUUUGGUCGUAGUUCUCUCAAUUGGGCAAAAUUAGCAGCAUUUUAUACAGUUUUUUAUUUUUGUUUGGGAUGUUUUUUUGUUGGUUUACUUUAUAUAUUUGCCUUUUCACUUAAUGAACAUGAACCAAGAUAUUAUAAUGAAGAAAGUACAAUGGCUAUACGAACAACAGCUACUGUUGUUGGAAUGGGUUUUCGACCUCAACCGCGUGUUGACGAUAAUCUUAUUGUAGUAUCAAAUGAUCCAGAUCAACAAGCACGUAUUGCUUCGUCACUUCGAUUAUAUCGCGAUGUUUAUCUUGUUCAAGGUAAUGAUGCAAAAACAGAAAAUUGCACAGCAGAAGAGCCAGCAUCAGAAUUACCGGAAAGUACAGCUUGUUUAUUUAAUUGGUUUCAUAUUGUUAAUACAGAUAAUCAUCCAUGUUCGGAUAAUAAUAUGUAUGGUUUUAAAAAAGAACAACCAUGUGUUUUGGUUAAAUUAAAUAAAGUUUAUGGAUGGACACCAUUGGCAGGUCAUUUACCAGAGAAUAUACAAGAACUUCGUGGUAUUCGUACUCAAGAAUCUCGUGGUAGUCGUACUAAAAAAACUGGACCGGUCUCAGAUGUUUAUAUAACAUGUGAUGGAACGAAUCCUGCUGAUAGAGAUGUUUUAAAUGAUAUUGUGUAUUAUUCAUUGGAUAAACCAUCUGGUUCGACAAAAUAUGGUGCUAUACCUAAUUAUUACUUUCCAUAUCGAAAUGCACGAGAUCAUGUUCAACCAUUUGUUCUGGUUCAAUUUAAAAAUUUACCAAUCGAUCGUCUUAUUAGUGUAACAUGUAAAGUUUGGGCACCAAAUAUAGAACAUGAUACAAGAGCUAUGCGUGGUAUGACAAGUUUUCAAUUAUAUCGUACACAUCCAAAUGAAAAAUCCGACAAUAAUGAUGAUUAA
Adineta steineri is the source of this 1134-nucleotide messenger RNA. The record is from the annotation of a GenBank genome assembly. Lineage: Eukaryota; Metazoa; Rotifera; Eurotatoria; Adinetida; Adinetidae.